AUGGAUACAGGAAAAGCUCGAUUGGCUGAAGGAAUGUUAAGUGAAGCAUAUGUCCUAUUCUCCGAAGCCUUUGCACUAUUUCAACAAGUUACUGGACCCAUGCAUCGAGAAGUCGCUAGUUGUUGUAGAUAUCUUGCUAUGGUUCUCUAUCAUGCGGGUGACAUUGAUGGGGCCAUCAUGCAACAGCACAAAGAGCUAAUCAUAAACGAACGCUGUCUCGGUCUUGACCACCUUGACACUGCACACAGCUAUGGAAACAUGGCUCUAUUUUAUCAUGGCCUCAAUCAAAUAGAAUUAGUGCUGCGGCACAUGUCUCGCACAUUACUAUUACUUAGCCUAUCGUCUGGACCUGAUCAUCCUGAUGUUGCAGCGACUUUUAUAAACGUUGCUAUGAUGUACCAGGAUAUCGGGAAAAUGGAUACUACACUCAGGUACUUGCAAGAAGCACUGAAAAAGAAUGAACGGCUUCUUAGCUCAAAGCAUAUUCAAACUGCAGUUUGCUAUCAUGCUCUUGCAAUUGCAUUCAACUGUAUGGGUACCUACAAACUCUCUCUCCAGAAUGAAAAGAAAACUUACGAUAUACUUGUUAAGCAACUUGGAGAAGAGGAUUCAAGGACUCGUGACUCAGAAAACUGGAUAAAGACAUUUCAACUCCGAGAGCGAGAGGCAAAUGUCCGUAGGCGAAAAGGGCAGGCGGUGAAUGCAGCUUCUGCUCAAGAAGCCGUAGAUUUCUUGAGGGCUCAUCCCGAGCUUGUAUAGGCAUUCUAGGCUGCGUCUCUGGGUUCUGGAAGGCCCAAUAGGUCAUCAGUCAACCAAUCCAUUAAUUCAUCUAUGAUCAACAAGGCUCUUCCCCGUGGAAGGGGAGUCGAUGAACAGGGCGACUAG
This is a messenger RNA of Dioscorea cayenensis subsp. rotundata (Guinea yam), 885 nucleotides long. RefSeq names its product clustered mitochondria protein-like. The record is from RefSeq and is a predicted model, not a curated record. Gene Ontology annotation, cellular component: cytoplasm. Lineage: Eukaryota; Viridiplantae; Streptophyta; Magnoliopsida; Dioscoreales; Dioscoreaceae. Gene Ontology annotation, biological process: organelle organization. Gene Ontology annotation, molecular function: protein binding. The transcript has a single exon.